Molecule: messenger RNA, 10009 nt
Organism: Scleropages formosus (Asian bonytongue)
Lineage: Eukaryota; Metazoa; Chordata; Actinopteri; Osteoglossiformes; Osteoglossidae
Product: zinc finger protein 462-like
Exons: 14
Coding region: 506-7900 (2464 amino acids)
Biological process (GO): positive regulation of transcription by RNA polymerase II
Cellular component (GO): nucleus
Source: RefSeq, a predicted model, not a curated record
CCAUUCCGUGUUAAAGCAGGUGGCGGGAUCUUUGGCAGCGCGCUUGGUUCACGAAGCCAUGAUGAUGGGGGGCUUUUCUUUCCACCUCGCCGCCUUUCAUAGCCGUAUUCGCGGAGCUUUCGGGUGCCCCGCGAUGACCAUUGUCUCGCAGCAUCGCAAACUCUUGCGCACCCCCUGGUGCUUAGCAGUCAGCCCGAGUUGGGCGCGCGCGCUGGCUCGCUGGCUCGCGGAUUGUCUUCUCGUCUCCGCGGUUCGCUCAUUAUUCAGACACAGACGGAUCUCAGGUCAUCUGCGGCUGCGGCGAAGGAGAAGCAGGGAAGAUGGCGAUCAUUCAGUAGACCAGGCGUACGCAUGAGACGCGCGGCAACUUUGGGCAGAAGGAGCAUUUUUCUCUGGACGAACCCUUUACCACCACCAGCCUGGUGACCUGAGGUAGCGAGGGGACAUUUCCGCCGAAGGCGCAUGUUGGAAGCCGAGCGUUUAAGUUUUCUGGGAGUCCUGACUGAUGGAGGUUUUACAGUGCGAUGGUUGUCAUUUCCGUGCUGAAUCCCAUGAUGACCUCAAGGCACACAUCCAGGAUGUUCACACAGCCUUCCUGCAACCUACAGCAGUUGGAGACAGAAGCCCAGAGCAGUCUGGGUCCAACUCACUUCGUUUGGGAGACCAAGGCGAGGACGACGAGCAAGCCGAGAGCCAUUCUUUGGACUUGGCACCUGGAUCUUUUACCAGUUCAACUCAAAUUACAUGCAACAACUUGCUGAACCAAUCCUCAAAGCCUACAAGUCAGUUUUUUCAGUGCAAAUUCUGUGUCCGUUACUUCAGAUCAAAAUCCCUCCUUAAUGAUCACACCAGGAAAGUACAUGCAUUUGUGGCAGGAUCUUCUGUCAAUGAUGGGAGUUUGUCAUCUGCUCAAACUUUCAAGAAAACUAGCUACAGCAUUGUCAGCCAUGAUGGUUUUGGGAAGGUAUUCUCAUGCCAGUACUGCACAUACAAAUCGCCACGACGGGCCCGUAUUCUGAAACACCAGAAGAUGUAUCACAAAUAUAGUCUUUUGGACUGUGCAGAAACAGGCACAGACUCUUCCUCUAUUGCAUUUUCUAACCAGGAACCAUGUGCAGAACUGCCUGAGGAGGUGGUACAGCGUAGUGUGUUGGAGUCUAUGGUCAAACCCCUUACUAAAUCUAGGGGGAAUUUCACCUGUGAAUGGUGUGGAUACCAGACUCUAAGACGAGAGCGCUGGUGUGACCACAUGAUGAAGAAACACCGCAAUAUGGUUAAGGUAAUUUCUUCACUUCAGCAGGAACAAGAAGGAGAUGGUAUUACGGAUUCUUAUAAAUCUGCCUCGCCUCCUUCACCGAGAAACAUAUCCAGUUCUCUCAUGACACCCAACCCCGUGAAUGGCAAUGACUGCUCUUCAGCUAACUCUUUUACCCUUGCAGAAUCCUCAGUAAGUUCGGUGGUUCGGCCACCUGCUGAGAAAAUGGAAAGUUUUUCUUGUGAAUAUUCACAAAUUAAAAAGACACCCAGCAACACAGGAGCCUCAAUUCUAUCUGACAGAUCAACAUUCCUGUCUGAUAUGUCAAAUUCAGGAGUGGACUUUGAGACAAGCAGUAUGAUAGAUGAUUCAAGAAGUAGCUCUGAGGGUGAGACAGAAGAAAUGGAUGAUGCCACUGAUGCAUUUCUUUUUUCAGGUGAAAAACAGCUACUAUCUGAGGAGGAUCACAAAAUGCUUGAAACAAAAGGAAUAUUGUUCAAGAGGCACAUGAACAGGUUCAAAUGCCCAUUUUGUCCUUUUUUGACUACGCAUCAUCAAAGCAUCUCUCGUCACAUUGAAAAUUUCCAUUGCUCUGGAAAGACAAGUGUUUACAAAUGUGGCAAAUGUCCUUUCAUAUGCACUAAUUCACUUAAACUAGAUGCUCAUAAGCAGAGUCAUGUGGGAACAUCCUCUGCAUGGGAGAACAUGGACAAAGGCCAGGCUAUUAAUGAUGAACCAAUGAAUGGAGGCAAUGUCACUUUUAAAAUGUCUAGUAAGAUAGCAGAGGUAACUGUUGAGGCUGACUCUCAAACUCUUCAUCACUGCUCAAUCUGCAGUUUCACUACCGCCACCUUGAAAGGACUGCGUGUUCAUCAACAACACAAGCAUUCUUUCUGUGACAGCAUGCAACCAGAUAGUGUUGAGAUUUCAUCCAAUGAGCUACACGAUUCAGAAUGUGAAACUUAUAGCCCUUCAAACUUUGUGCAGAAGACCCAAACUUCAAUUCUUGGCUAUUCAUCAAAAAAGCAUUUUGUCAAAACUGCAAGGAAGUCCAUUAAUGACACCCCUCUUGAUCUCUCGCCAGUCAAAAAGAGAACCAGAAUAGAUGAAAUUGCAAAGAAUCUACAGAGUAAAAUUAGCCAAAGUACACAGCAGGAGGAUUCAGUCAUUAAUGUUGAGGAAAUGGAUGAUGAUGAGGAGAAUGUUGUGUUUGAAAUUGAGGACAGAGAAGACUCUCAGGAGAGGCAACAUACGAAAAAGCGCAGGUUCUAUCGGCAGCACUCCAUGUACCCAAGAAAAAUGGAGGAUAAUCAGGAAGAGGAAGUUGUGGGAAGACAAAAGCCCUCUAUUCGGCAGAAACCGAAUUCUAAUGACAGGCUGCUCCCUUUCACACUCUCAGAUGAAGACAAUGAAAAUGAACAUGCAGUGUCUGUGGGGACCGAAAGCCUACUUGAUCAAACAGAUCAAGACAGCGGAGAGGCCUUCCAGAAUAGUGCUGUUUACAGUGUUGACCCUGAGACACUGUUUUACUGCAAACACUGUGAUUACCAUAAUAAGUCUGCUCGUAGUGUCAGUACUCAUUAUCAGAGAAUGCAUCCUUAUAUUAAAUUUAAUUUCAGAUACAUAUUAGACCCAGAAGAUCAGAGUGCUGUCUUCCGGUGCCUGGAGUGCUAUGUGGAGUAUACAACGUUUGAUGACCUUAAUCAGCACUACUCAGAGCAUCACCCUGAAGCCAUCAACGUGUUGAAUUUUAACCAACCUGAUUUGGUGUACAAGUGUCGAUUUUGCUUUUACACGAGUCCAAAUGUACGAAGUUUGAUGCCACAUUACCAAAGAAUGCAUCCGACUGUGAAAAUAAAUAAUGCCAUGAUAUUUUCUAGUUAUGUAAUAGAACCACGUUGCAAAGAGUCUGCUGAAUCCCAGACGCUGAGAGAAAUUUUAAACUCUGGUCCCAAGAGCUUCACUAAUUCCUCAGCUGGAUCAAAAUCAUCUGCAUGUUUCAGCCCUGGCAAAAAAAAUGUGAGAACCCAGGACUACUGCACAGAGACAGAUUUUAUGAAAGAAACUACUGUUAACAACAUAGUGGUCUAUGACUGUGAUAUCUGUUCCUUUGCUAGUCCAAACAUGCACUCUGUCCUGGUCCACUACCAGAAAAAGCAUCCAGAGCAGAAAGCAUCAUACUUUCGCAUCCAGAAGACUAUGAGAGUUGUGUCUGUUGAUAGAUCUUAUGCUUCAAAUAGUGCUACUCCUGAUUUGACCACACCUAGCCCUCUGAACACAUCCACUGCCUUUCAUAUGGGAAGGGAUGAAGACCUUUUUUACUGCAAGCAUUGUGUGUAUAGCAACCGGUCUGUUGUAGGUGUGCUUGUCCAUUAUCAAAAGAGACAUCCAGAAAUAAAGGUUAAUGCUAAAUAUAUCAAGCAAGCUGCUCCUACCCCUGGCUUAAUGAAGUUAAUGGAAGAAUUACAGAUAGUGCCUCCAAGACAGUUCUUGAGACCAUUCAGCAGCAAUGGGACAGCCUUGUCUUGUGCUUCCCAACCCAGAACCAGUAGUGAAAAAGGAGAGGUAGAAAUGUUUUUCUGCCAGCAUUGUGACUAUGGAAAUCGAACAGUCAAGGGAGUGCUGAUUCAUUAUCAGAAGAAACACAGAGAUGUGAGGACAAAUGCUGAUUCCGUCCGCAGGCACACUGCUGCAGUCCGCUGUCAGCGAGAAAGGGCUCAGUCUAGCAAAAUAUCCAGUCCUGCUUCCACAACCAAUACAGAGACAACUAGGCCACUUCGGGCCUUGAAAUGCAGACACUGUUCUUACACAUCACCGUAUGUGUAUGCUUUGAAGAAGCACUUGAAGAAAGAGCAUCCCACAGUUAAGGCUACAGCCAUGACUAUUUUACGUUGGGCUUAUCAAGAUGGUAUCUUAGAGGCUGGGUAUCACUGUGAGUGGUGCAUUUAUUCCCAUGCUGAACCAAAUGGGCUACUCAUGCAUUACCAAAGGCGUCACCCUGAGCACAAUGUUGACUACACACACAUGGCCACCAAGUUAUGGGCAGGGCCUGACUCAUCAAGUUCACAGCCAGGCGUAAAUUCUGACUUGAAGCACUACCGAUGCAGGGAUUGUGCUUUUGAGGCUUGUUCUAUCUGGGAUAUCACCAAUCAUUACCAGGUGGUUCAUCCUUGGGCUAUAAAAGGUGAUGAAUCAGUGCUGUUGGAUAUUAUAAAAGGUAACCCGCCGUUAGAAAAGACACAGUUGCAGCUGAAUGAUGUCCAUGUUCCGAUCUCUGGACGGGUUCUCGAUCAUUCUCGUGAGCAUGGUCAGGAAGCUUCUGAUAGCAGGGGACCAGCUCAUCUUUCUUUUGCCAGCACCUCCAUUUCAAACAACCCUUAUCGAUGCACUGUCUGUUUAUCAGAAUACAACAGCCUUCAUGGUCUCUUGACUCACUAUGGCAAAAAACAUCCUGGCAUGAAAGUGAAGGCAGCUGAUUUUGCACAAGAAACUGAUAUCAACCCAAGUUCUGUUUACAAGUGUCGGCACUGUCCGUACAUAAAUUCGCGUAUUCAUGGCGUCCUGACUCAUUACCAGAAGAGACAUCCUCAUGUUAAAGUUACCGCUGAGGAUUUUGCAGAUGACAUUGAAGAAAUGGUGGACAUUAAUGAAGGGGACGAGAAAUACAAAUCACAGAGGCAGGGCUACGGUGCCUAUAGGUGCAAAAUGUGCUCAUAUUCUCAUGGGACGUUAGAAAAACUCAAGGUUCACUAUGAGAAGUAUCACAAUCAGCCAGCUUCAGACAUGUUUCAGCAUUCCCUUGAGUCUGGUAGCCUGGAGGAGGUACAAGUUGAAGGCAGCUCUGCAGAUAUAGAGGAGGGUAGCGACUUAGACCCUACUUUCUCUCAGUACGAAAUCAGGAAAGAUGAAAAACACUCGUUAUUCAGAUGUCAGCUUUGCCGGUACUUCUGCUCCACAAGGAAAGGCAUAGCGCGCCACUAUCGCGUAAAACACAACAAUGUAAGAGCGCAGCCUGAAGGUAUGAAUAAUGUGUUUAAGUGUUCCCUCUGUUCAUAUACAAACCCCAUUCGUAAAGGCCUGGCAGCUCAUUAUCAAAAGCGACAUGACAUUGAUGCAUACUACACUCACUGCUUGGCAGCAUCCAAGACCUUCAGUGACAAGCCCAACAAAGUGGUGGUACCCAUGACCUGUUCAAAUGAAGGUUCUUUGUUGAGCGAAGAGCUAAGGCUGGCAGUUGAGAGGAGGAAAUGCUCUCUGUGUUCUUUCCAGGCCUUCAGCAGAAAGAGUAUUGUCUCCCAUUAUAUUAAGCGUCAUCCUGGAGUGUUUCCCAAGAAGCAGCAUUCCAGCAAGCUUGGGCGCUACUUCACUGUGGUCUAUGCCAAGGAGUCUGACAACAUCUCUGAAGCAGUAGAUGAGCAUAUGGAGGAGCCCUCUUUGGUAGAGCAGAAGGAUGAUUUAAAGUGGCUGCCAUUUAAAUGCAGCAAAUGUUUCAAGCUGUCCUUCAACACGGCUGAGCUACUCUGCAUGCACUACACUGACCACCACAGCAAGGACCUCAAACGAGACUUUUCUACACUUACGGGCAUUGCAGGAGACAGCAGUGAAUGCUACCAGUGUACCCGCUGUGACCUCAAGUUCCUGGGCCUGCAAGAACUCAGUGCUCACUUAACUAAUCACAACGAGGAUUUCCAGAAGAAGGCAGAGCGUCAGGAGAGGAGGAAACAGCUUGGCAAGCACAAGGGGACUGAACAACUAAAUAGCAAACCAGAAAAGCUUGAAAACCAUACCACCAAGGCACCAGUAGGAUACAGGUGCAACUUCUGCGUCGAAGUCCACCCAACCCUCAGGGCCAUCUGUAACCAUCUAAGAAAACAUGUCCAGUAUGGAGAAGCAAAGGCAGGGCAUGUGAAGCAAGAAGUGACGGAAACUCCAGUGUCCAUCCCUGACAAGGCAGAGGCCAGUGUGGAGGUGGCAGAGGUGGAGUCUGUGGCUCUGGUGCCAAGCCCAGUGACAACUGAGGCAACCUCGGCCACCACAGCGGUAGCGACAGAACCAGAGCAAGGAUCCAAGGAAGGAGGGGCGGCGAAGCAGAGGUCUGCAGGGGGACACCCAUGCCGCCAUUGCGACCGCGUGUUAAUGUCCAUGCAGGGCCUGCGUUCGCAUGAGAGGAGUCACUCUGCCAUGGCAGUGGCUCUGAGCAGACGUGAGGACAAAUACAGCUGCCAGUACUGCCACUUCAUCUCACCCUUCAGGCAUAACCUGUAUCGACACAUUCAGUCUAACCAUGGGCAACACAAGCUGCUUCGCUGUAAAUCCACCUACCUGAGCCGUCUCAAGAGUCACUUAAAUAAAGCCCACGCAGGUGAGAACACCUACAGGUGCUUGUCCUGCCUUCACUCCUUCACGACAAUCAGCCGGCUGAAGGAGCACUGCCAGGAGGCCCAUGGGGAGACCCUCACUCUCCCCAAGCUCCGUGCUGCUGCUCACACCACUCUCCGUCCACAUCACACUGCCACAGUGGACGAGAAGCCCCUAAUCAACCUGGAACCAGACAGAACUGCACACGCGGAGCUUCUGGACAACCAUCAGCAUCUCAGCGAGUACCAGCAAGAGACCCAUAGCCAGGGGUCGGACAGCCCUAUUGUUCCAACUGAUGGCCUGCUUGUCUGUGAGCUUUGUGAGUUCAGCUCGGACUACAUGGAAAAACUGUGCAGGCAUUACCAUGACCACCACAGUGACAAAAAGCUACACAAGUGCAAGGACUGCUCCUUCUUCACCUCCUACAAGUCCACAUUCUUGGUGCAUAUGAAGGCAGGCCACUCAGUUUCCACGGAAGAAGGCCACAAGGACCUGCGAUGCCCCUUGUGCUUGUACCGCAGCAAGGUCAAGAGUAGCAUGAUUGACCAUAUCGUCUUGCACCGCGAGGAGCGGAUGGUACCACUGGAGGUGUGCCGGUCCAAACUGUCUCGCCACCUGCAGGGCGUUGUCUUCCGCUGUCACAAGUGCACCUUCACCUGCUCUAGCGAUGAGAGUCUGAAGCAGCACCUGCAGAAACACAGUGAACUGAAGCCCUAUAAAUGCCAGCUGUGCUUCUAUGACAGCAGAGAGUACGAGGAACUGGAGGCCCACCUGCGGGAUGAGCACAAGGUGAUCUGCAAUUUUGAGCUGGCAGGCCAAGUAAACCUAGACCAGCUGGAGGCCAUGAAAGGAAAACUGGGCAGCUCCAGCAGCACAGAGGAAGAGGAAGAGCCUCAUGAGGAGGCAGAAGGGAACCAGGAAGUGGAGGAGGAAAAGGAGUCAGAACCAAAUGACACCCCCAGCUCCCCUGGCAGUGCAGCCUCAACUUGUGGUGAGCGACGAUUCCCAUGCCAGUUCUGUGGCCGUGUCUUCACUGACAGCACUGAGUGGGAGCGCCACGUCCUUCGGCAUGGCAUGGUUAUAACCAGCAGCAGGACCAAAGUAAGUCAUGCUCCAGCAAUACAGGCUUCCAGCCAGUCUAAGGCGGUCUCCCCGGUUGCCAAGUCAGACGGACAUUACCCUGGAGACAGCAUGGAAGUGGAGUGUGACCCUCCUUCAGACCAGACAAAGAGCCAAACCGAAAACAUGGAGGAAGAAAAAAUGCAGAAGAGCAAAAACUGUCCCUGAACAGGAGCUAGAGGACCAGAUCUCCAGCAAAAAUGUGGGAGAUGCUGUGAGUGGGAGUGGGGCUGACAGAGCUGCUUUAAACUAAUUCCAUAAUGAAAAUAUUCACAUGCAGUCUAACCCACAGGUUUCAGAAAAUAUAUUUUGAAGUCUUAUGCAUUGGAAAUUACAGGUUGUAUUCAUCCUACUUUUCUUGGUCACCCUGAACCAUACAUGUUUUUCCCCCUUUUUAAAGUGCUAGACCCUAAAAGAAAACACUGUCUUCAAGGACAAACACUAAUGUAUUGGUAUUUGGUUUGGACAAUAUGUGGUAAUGUACUGCAGGUCAGAUGCAAUCUUCAGACCAUUUGUGGAGUUCAGGCCAACAUAGACGUCUGUGUAUUUGUAAUUUUUGUAGUUCUGUUGCUAAGCCCUGUCUUAUCGGAGCGUAUUGAUAAUUGAUACUGUCUCUUUUCCAAAUUCACCAAAAAGUUGGAUGAAGUGUUAUUUAUUUGUUUUGGAUAGCUGAUGGAAAAUUCACAAUUUGCCCGCUUUCAUCAUAGUGAGGCUGUAGUGGAAGCGUGUAGAAUGGUUCUGCGGUAUAUUUCCAAAUUAAGGAUCCAUCCACAGGGAAUGUUUUACCAUCCACUAACAAAGGUCCUGGGGGAUAUAUUGUUUCUACUUUUCUGUGCAUAUGGAUAUAUGUGCUGUUUUUUUUAGAUUUUUAAAAAUUUUUAUAUUAACUCCAAGAAAAAUUCAGUUUGGGGUCACUGGUUUAGAAGAGUGUCAUCCAUUGUAAAAUGAUUUCCCUGCUUGUUUAAUUCAAAGCUCUGCUACAGACAUACAGAGAACCCCCACAAAACUGAAACCUUUCCAAAAAAGGAUUCGAUAUGAGUUGACUGCCUUUGUGAGCUUUUGGUAGUGAUUAUAGAUUAUGUAUCUAAUCACACACUCUUAUUAUAAUGAACCAUUUCCAUACCACUUAAGAGUCAGUGCCCAAAAUCGAAAAGAACAAAGGACAUACAAUAAGCAAAUAAAAACAUCAAAUAAAGUAAGAAGCUGCUGACCUCAGGAUGUCCCUGCAACACUUCUGGAACUGGACUGUUUUGGGUGCGCGCGCACACAGACAAGAUCCUGGACAGCAAGCGUCAGACAUGCGCAAUUAUUUGAUGAAAAGUUUGUCUACUCCUUGCUGUGGCUACAUUGCUACUUCAGAUGUGGUAUAAGAGUGGGCUGGUAAAGAAGAAAUGUUUAAACCUUCUUUGUGUUUCAUUUGUUCAUACUUUGUUAUUCAGUUUUUGUCCUGAAGCUCCUGAGCCGUGUCAUUGUUUCUGAUUAGAUGAACAUUAUGACUUUAUGUUCAAAUUGCUGCUCAAAUACCCUAAAGCCUUAAAAGAAAUCAAUAACUGUUAUUUAGUAUUUUGGCACUUUAUUUUUUCAACACCAGUGAGAUCAGUAAGAAAAAAUGUAUUGUGGAAAUAAUUUAGAAGCCUGUUUCUGCUAUGAUUGUCCCUUCGCCAAGGCCCAGGCCUGUGCAGCUGGUGAGGGAUGGACCCAUUUAGACUUCAGCCCUGUUCAGAAAGCCUGGCUGCGUGUUGUCAGUUGGACAGUCUUGUCUGUGAGAGGAACUGUCUUUGUUUUCGUUGUCAAGAAACAGAAAGGGAUGCAUCUGCUCUAGGCUAUUUAUUGUCUGAAUACGUUACGAUUGUUUCUUUGUUACUUUUAGGAGGGGUGAAAAGAGAACUGUGGGGGCAGUUCCUACUUACUCAAACAUCCUCCACAUCCACCCCUCGUACUCCAGAAGGCAUACCUGCCUUUUAAAAAUAAAAAUGUAUUAGAAUGUGUUGAAGACGUAAGCUUUGAAAUGGCAGCUCCUUGCUGGUAGUUCCCUUGAUAAAACACACUGGAAACUUGUAUAUAUUUUUGUUUUUAUGUUUUGUUUUUGUCCUCUUAAGGUUGUUGGAGUUUCACUAUAGGUUGACUUAGCCCCUGCAUCUUGCCUUUUGUCCUGUGGGAUUUGGAUUCCUGAAGGCAGAUUGUAAUGUUGCCUAGAAUGGUUGUUUACACUUUUAUUCCAUUUAAUUCUGGAUACUUUGUAAAUACUGUAAUUUGUUUGUCUUUUUUAACUUGUUA